Messenger RNA from Tripterygium wilfordii, 1902 nucleotides. RefSeq names its product 4-coumarate--CoA ligase 2-like. The transcript is spliced from 6 exons. The record is from RefSeq and is a predicted model, not a curated record. The coding region runs from base 69 to 1760 and encodes 563 amino acids. Gene Ontology annotation, molecular function: 4-coumarate-CoA ligase activity. Lineage: Eukaryota; Viridiplantae; Streptophyta; Magnoliopsida; Celastrales; Celastraceae.
ACACUCUCGUCUAUAUUCUAACAAAUCAGUCAUUUUUGUGCCAUAAUUUCAUAUCACACUCAAAGACCAUGAUUUCCGUAGCUUCCAUUGAAACCCAAAAACCAGAAAUCUCUCCCACCAUUUCUCCUCCUACACCAUCUACUGAAAAAGAUCAUGUUUUUAGAUCAAAGUUACCGGAAAUACCAAUCUCCAAUCACCUCCCUCUCCACACCUAUUGCUUCCAAAACCUCUCUGAAUUCUCUGAAAGACCAUGUUUGAUUGUUGGCUCCACUGGGAAGGUCUUCACUUUUGGGGAAACCCAUUUGAUUUCAACGAACGUUGGAGCUGGGUUGUCAAGCUUAGGGAUCAAAAAGGGCGAUGUGAUCAUGAUUCUUCUCCAAAAUUGUGCAGAAUUCGCGUUCACUUUCAUGGGUGCUUCAAUGAUUGGUGCAGUAACAACAACUGCAAACCCGUUCUACACACCCACCGAAAUCUUCAAGCAAUUGAAUGCCUGUCGUGCUAAAUUGAUCGUUACUCAGUCACAAUACGUUGACAAGCUUAAAGAGAACCCCAAAUUCGGAGAGGAUUUCAAGGUUAUCACCAUUGACGACCCACCAGAGAAUUGUCUGCCUUUCACUGUACUCUCUGAACCAGCAAAAGAAACAGAGAUCCCGAUUGUCUCAAUUGAUUCUCAAGACCCGGUAGCAUUACCAUUCUCUUCAGGGACUACGGGACUUCCAAAGGGAGUAAUCUUGACACACAAAAGCUUAAUCACAAGUGUGGCACAACAAGUCGAUGGAGAGAACCCGAAUCUGUAUUUGAGACCAGAAGAUGUGGUUCUUUGUGUGCUUCCUCUGUUUCACAUAUACUCGUUGAAUAGUGUCCUCUUGUGCUCGCUUAGAGCAGGGGCUGCGGUUUUGUUGAUGCAGAAGUUUGAGAUUGGGGCAUUCUUGGAGCUUAUACAGAGACACAAGGUGUCCGUAGCAGCGGUGGUGCCGCCGCUUGUGCUGGCGCUGGCGAAGAAUCCGAUGGUGGCCCAAUUCGACUUGAGCUCCAUUCGGGUCGUGUUGUCCGGGGCGGCUCCGCUGGGGAAGGAACUCGAACUGGCUCUCCGGGACAGGCUGCCUCAAGCCAUUUUUGGUCAGGGUUAUGGGAUGACGGAGGCGGGACCGGUCCUAUCAAUGAGCCUUGGAUUUGCAAAGCAGCCGUUUCCGACCAAGUCUGGUUCAUGUGGCACGGUGGUCCGGAAUGCCGAGCUCAAGGUCAUCGACCCCGAAACCGGUUGCUCCCUUAAUUAUAACCAGUCUGGGGAGAUUUGCAUUCGUGGAUCUCAAAUUAUGAAAGGGUAUCUGAAUGAUCCUGAGGCCACAGCAAGUACUACAGACGUCGAGGGUUGGCUUCACACCGGUGACAUUGGUUAUGUCGACGACGACGAAGAGGUUUUCAUUGUUGACAGAGUGAAGGAGAUCAUCAAAUUCAAAGGCUUCCAGGUGCCACCAGCAGAACUGGAGGCCCUCCUUGUAAGCCACCCAUCAAUUGCUGAUGCUGCUGUUGUUCCCCAAAAGGAUGAAGUCGCCGGCGAAGUUCCGGUGGCAUUCAUCGUUCAAUCAAAGGGUUUUGAACUCACUGAAGAGGCUGUGAAGGAAUUCAUAUCAAAACAGGUUGUGUUCUACAAGAGGCUGCAUAAGGUCUACUUUGUUCAUGCAAUUCCCAAAUCUCCCUCUGGAAAAAUACUUAGAAAAGAUUUAAGAGCCAAGCUAGCCACUGCUGCUCAUACUUAAUUCCCAGGCCUAGGCCUUGCUUGUUUGCAUUAGUGUUUGCACAAUUUGUAUUCUAUUGCUCCCAUCUUUCUUUGCAUGUGAAGUCAAUUGCUUCAAAACAAUUUGUUCUUGUAAUAAGAUCGUUUUAUUUCUCAAUAUUCAA